Molecule: messenger RNA, 1134 nt
Organism: Rotaria sp. Silwood1
Lineage: Eukaryota; Metazoa; Rotifera; Eurotatoria; Philodinida; Philodinidae
Source: the annotation of a GenBank genome assembly
AUGCAAGGUAAUGAAGUACCAGUCGAAUGGCGUGGAACUUUAUCAAACGUAAUAUAUCGUUAUGGUGGAGAACUUCGUGAAGCAUCUACGAUUGAAGUAAAAAUAUACAAUCGACUUGAAAGAAAAGACACAUAUAAUGUGAUUGGAAUAAUGAAAGGUGAAAUUGAACCAGAUCGAUAUAUUGCUCUUGGAAAUCAUCGUGAUUCUUGGGCAUUGGGUAGUGUAGAUCCAACAAGUGGAACAGCUACUCUUCUUGAAAUAACAAGAGUACUUGGUCAAAUGUAUAAAAAUGGAUUUCGACCACGACGAAGUUUAAUGUUUUGUUCAUGGGGUGCUGAAGAAUAUGGACUGGUUGGAUCAGUAGAAUAUGUUCAGGAAUAUGUUAAAGUACUUGGUGCUCGAAUGGUGUCUUACUUGAAUGUAGAUGUUGCAGUUGAAGGCAACCAUACAGUUAGUAUUUAUACUUCACCAAUGUUGUUUGAUGUUAUUAUCGAAGCAGCUAAAAUGGUUCCAAGUGCUUAUGAUCCUGUUGGACAAACUGUCUAUGAUAAAUGGAUGAAGGUUAAUCGAAAUAAUAGAACUAAUGAACCAAAUAUGAUAUAUGGUCUUGGGUCAGCCAGUGACUACUAUGCCUUUGAUCAGUUAGUUGGUUCAUCAAAUGUGGAUAUAACAUAUAGUUACAAUGUUGUUGAUCAUGGAAAUAUAAGUUCAUAUCCACUUUAUCAUACAUCCUAUGAAGUGUUUUCUAUGAUGAAAAAGUUUAUGGAUCCUCAUUUUACAGCUCACAGAACCAUAGGACAAUUUUGGGGUGUUUUAGCAUUACUUUUAUCAGAAACAUCUGUUUUACCAUUUAAUGUUACAAGAUAUACAACGGCACUCAUGCAAGCAAUGAAUAGUCUUAAACCAAAAGAUCCUGCUGUUCUUGAUCCACUUCGAAAUGCUAUCAAUGAUUUUGGUACGGCUACUCAAGAUUUCGUUGCACGAUUGAAAUCAUUAGAUUUUGAAAAUCCAUACGAAAUUCGAGCAUACAAUGAUCAGUUGUUACAACUUGAACGUGCCUUUCUAAAUCCAUUAGGACAAGGUGGUGAUUAUACUGAUCUAAAACAUGUUGUCUAUGCACCAGCGAAAAUUAAU